Messenger RNA from Symbiodinium sp. CCMP2456, 2121 nucleotides. The record is from the annotation of a GenBank genome assembly. NCBI's taxonomy places the organism in Eukaryota, Dinophyceae, Suessiales, Symbiodiniaceae.
AUGGUGACUUUGCCCGUGACUAUGGCGGGGUGCCGUCCUGGGCCUGGGCCUGGGCCUGGGGGUCCGGGGGAUGGCCUGGAGAGUGAGCAGGCGCUCCAGGCUCAGGCGCCCGCUGGGAGGAGGUCUCGCAGGCAGCGUGUCCGGGAGCGCCUCUCCGCUUUGACCAUGUGGCUGACAGUGAAGACCGAGCCGUCGAAUUCCGGUGGCACGGCCGAAUCUGCAACGCCCCAGGCCCCUCCCUCUCCGGCCUCCCCAGCCUCGGCGCGCGCGUCCUUAGAGACUCCACCGGCAUCUCCCACAUCGGACCCGGAGGCGCUUUGGCAGGAUCUUUGGGAAUCCAUCAGUGCCAGUGGCUUCCGAGAUGAGCGCAGUGCCAUGUCCCAUGCAUGUGAGAUGUGGCGGCGUCCUUCAAAGAAGAGCUUUUGGUCCAGAUUCGCCCGAGCUGGCCCCUCUCAGGCACAGCAUAGGGACUGGGAGAGAGUGAGCAUGGCUGUGCGUGCUGGAGUCCCGCAAGCGUUGCGAUGUGCUGUUUGGACCACCUGCAGCGGUGCUACCGGGAAGAAGACCAAAGUGGCUUCCGAGCUGGGCCAAGAAGCGGACGUGCUGUAUCCGUCCUUCGUAUCGCAAGGCUUGAGCUUGCGAAACGAAGCUUCGGGUGUCAUCGAUGUCGACGUCCCGCGGACAGGCUGUGUAGAAGCACUGCUGGAACCCUUGCGCCGGGUUUUGCUGGCCUUUGCUGCAAAGAACCCCCAAAUAGGGUACUGCCAGUCCAUGAACUUCAUUGUGGCGACCCUUCUCGAGUGCUGCGACGAGGAGAGCGCCUUUUGGAUUCUCUGCAGCCUUGUGGAGGACAUGCUCCCGGAGAAUUAUUACACACGGAACAUGAUUGGUGUUCGUGUUGAUAUGAUGGUGCUCAACUCUUUGGUGAUGCGCCACCUCCCAACUCUACACGCGCACUUCGUUGAGCAUGAAGUCGACCUUUCGCCCUUCACAAUGGGCUGGUUCCUGUGUUUGUAUGUGAACACAGUACCGAAUCCCAGCCUGCACCGGGUGCUGGAUUGUCUACUCCACGAGGGCUCGAAGGUCCUCUUCCGAACUGCCCUUGCCAUCCUUCAUGGCUUGGAACCUUUCUUACUGAAUGCAAAGAGCUUGGCAAAAGUCUACGAGCUCUUGCGAUGCCCAUCGUGCCCGGAGGCGGAGCUGCUAAACACCAUGUACGGAUCCUGGCUGAACUGUCUCUCUAUGGAUUCCGUGGUUGACCUUCGGAGCCAGCACCUGAAGGACGUUCUCGAGCAGGAUGCCAUGGUGGAGGCCCGGCGUGCGGAGCUGCGAGCACGCCGCGAGAUCGACGGCCCAGGCAUCCCAGGCCCAGGUCUGGUGGUGCCGGUGAAUACUGGUAGCGAUGAAUCCUUGUCACCCCUGAGAAACUUAGAAAGUCUCACCUUUCCGUCUCGUGUGCUAGGUGCGUCUGACGUUUCGAUCUUCCGAUCUUCGCAGUCUCGUACCGAGGUUGCCUGCGCUUGUUUCCCGAACAUGGCUCCAGCGGCACGCGGCAGAGAACGUGGCCAGUUUGCCAAGGGCUUCCUUGCCACCCUGCUGGUUGCGGCCCUGUGGGCCGCGAGCAGUGCAGUCUCAGGUGCCGUUACCUUUGUGACUGGCGCAGUUCGGAGUACACCUGAUGCUCGCAGCCUUGUCGCUCGAGAGGGUGGUCGCGACUGGCAUGCGGGCAAUGUGAUGAAGAAGAUUGAUUUCAAGGCAGCAGCAGCGCAAGCUCAAGCGCGCAAGAAGAAGAAGGGAGAGAAGGGUGAUGGCAAGAAGGAGGUCAUCGAGCGACCCAAGCGCUUCGAGUCCAGCCCGGUCUAUUACAAGGGAGAGCAGGUCGCAACGCUCAACGGCACGAUGUCGGAGUUCAAGGUCGACAUCUGGAGUGGUGCUCACCCUGCGUGGCAGGGCAAGAAGGGCAAGGUUCUCCUGGACAACUCUGCGCUCACGAAGUUCCAGGAAAAGUUCGGAAUGGCGGCAGAUGUCUAUGGUGAGCAAGGAAUGGAGCAGGUGAAGGCAAACGAGGAGCUGAAGAAGAAGCAGGAGGAGAUGGCAGCUCAAGGUCUGAAGGUAUACUAA